CGUGCUCUGGUGAUGGGCUCUGCACAGGUGCCAUAUGGUUGUGACCACCAGUAGAUGACCAGCACAAGGCCAGCUGAAGCCACUGGGCUUUGCCCCACGGGUCUCCUCCCAUUUCCCAGUGUUGGGUUGAGGAGCGGUGGCUGCAGCUCAUCCCUGGCAGGAGCAGAAGAUGCAGGAGGCUGCGUAGCAGGUUUCUGAGCAGCUGCUGACAUCUCAGCCCCACUGGAUCUGGCUGCGCCUGACGGUACCAUGAACUGAGCACGGAGCCAACGCAAAACUCCUUUUUUUUUUUUUUUUUUUUUUUUUUUUUUUUUUUUUUUUUUUUUGGGGUUUGUUUUCCCUCGGAGAAAAAAAAAAAAAGCCCCCCACGCUCUUUAAUGAAAGCAUUUUAAAGCGGGGUUCCUUCUCCCCUCCCCUGAGCCGAAGUCGUCCCGGGUGCGGCGAGGAUUUCCGGAGAAGAUGGGGAGAAAAAAGAUCCAGAUCCAGCGGAUCACGGACGAGCGCAACCGGCAGGUGACCUUCACCAAGCGCAAGUUUGGCUUGAUGAAGAAAGCCUACGAGCUGAGCGUGCUGUGCGACUGCGAGAUCGCCCUCAUCAUCUUCAACCACUCCAACAAGCUGUUCCAGUAUGCCAGCACCGACAUGGACAAGGUGCUGCUCAAGUACACCGAGUACAACGAGCCCCACGAGAGCCGGACCAACGCGGACAUCAUCGAGACGUUAAGAAAGAAAGGUUUUAACGGCUGUGACAGCCCAGAGCCCGACGGCGACGACUCCAUAGACCAGAGCCCCUUGAUGGAGGAUAAAUACCGCAAAGGCAGCGAGGAUCUGGAUAUCCUGUUCAAGCGAUACGGUUCCACAGUGCCCGCUCCGAACUUCGCCAUGCCCGUGACGGUGCCGGUGACCAACCAGAACACGCUGCAGUUCAGCAACCCGGGCAGCUCGCUGGUGACCCAGUCCCUCGUGACCUCCUCGCUGACAGACCCCCGGCUCCUGUCGCCGCAGCAGCCGGCGUUGCAGAGGAACACGGUGUCCCCAGGGCUGCCACAGCGGCCAGCCAGUGCAGGGGCGAUGCUUGGGGGAGACCUGAACAACACGAACGGAGCCUGCCCCAGCCCCGUGGGGCUGGCCGGAUCCAUGCUGGGUGGACAUGGCAAUGACAGCAGCAAUGAGAGCCCAAGGCCACCCAUCUUUGGGGGAAAUGGCUACGUGAGCGCCCGAGCCUCUCCGGGUCUCCUUCCCGUGUCCAACGGCAGCAGCCUGGGCAAGAUCAUCCCGGCCAAGUCGCCGCCGCCGCCCUCGCACGGCGCGCCGCUGGCCGCCAACAGCCGCAAGCCCGACCUGCGCGUCAUCACCUCGCAGAGCGGCAAGGGGCUCAUGCACCACCUGACCGAGGACCACUUGGCUCUGCAAAACACGCAGCGGUUGGGUGUCUCUCAAGCAACUCACUCUCUGACCACACCAGUUGUUUCUGUGGCGACUCCGAGUUUGCUGACACAGGGGCUGCCCUUCUCAGCCAUGCCCACAGCAUACAACACAGAUUAUCAGCUGACGAGCGCUGAGCUGUCCUCGCUGCCGGCGUUCAGCUCACCUGGAGGGCUGUCCCUUGGCAACAUCUCUGCCUGGCAGCAGCAGCAGCAGCAGCAACAGCAGCAGCAGCAGCAGCAGCAGCAACAACAGCAGCAACAGCAGCAGCAACAGCAGCAGCAGCAGCAGCAGCCGCAGCAGCAGCCGCAGCAGCAGCACCUGGUCCCGGUGUCACUAGGAAACUUAAUACAAGGGAGCCACUUGUCCCACACCACCACUUUGACUGUCAACACCAACCCCAACAUCAGCAUCAAGUCGGAGCCCGUCUCGCCCAACCGGGAGAGGAACACUGCCACCCCGCUCAGCACCUUCCCCCACCAGCCCCGGCACGAGCCCACCGGCCGCUCGCCCGUCGACAGCCUCAGCAGCAACACCAGCUCCUACGAGGGCAGCAGUGAGCGGGACGAUCCCGCCCGCGCCGAUUUUGGCUCCUCCCUGGGCCUCCUGCGACCCACCAGCGAGCCCGAGGGGGAGAGCCCCUCCGUAAAGCGCAUGCGGUUGGAUACCUGGGUCACAUAACGCGUCCCCAGCAUCCCUGGGAGCUCCAGGAGGG
Molecule: messenger RNA, 2140 nt
Organism: Vidua chalybeata
Lineage: Eukaryota; Metazoa; Chordata; Aves; Passeriformes; Viduidae
Gene: MEF2D
Product: myocyte enhancer factor 2D
Exons: 13
Coding region: 460-2106 (548 amino acids)
Biological process (GO): positive regulation of transcription by RNA polymerase II; cell differentiation
Molecular function (GO): DNA-binding transcription factor activity, RNA polymerase II-specific; RNA polymerase II cis-regulatory region sequence-specific DNA binding; protein dimerization activity
Source: RefSeq, a predicted model, not a curated record